Marchantia polymorpha subsp. ruderalis is the source of this 2735-nucleotide messenger RNA. The record is from the annotation of a GenBank genome assembly. Lineage: Eukaryota; Viridiplantae; Streptophyta; Marchantiopsida; Marchantiales; Marchantiaceae.
UCGAAUGAAAAUGGGCGCGGUGCGGGGCAAUUUAAAGUUCUCGUUUGAACCCGGGCCUUCCUCUUGAUCGUUGCGCUCAGCGCUCGAGGGAGCGACGACAGGACAGCACAGGACAGAAGCAGGUGGAGCUUCGAGCAUGCGAAGAAUCUGCAGGCGUUGACCACGACGGGAACUGUCGAGCAUUUGUGAAGGACCCGCGAGAGGAGCUUGCAGAGAGAUCGUACUCGAGGCGCAUCGUCGAGAAGCGCGAGUUUCUCCUUCAGCGGGAUUAGUUUUUGAAAGUUUUUUCCUGCUCUUUCUAUGUUUCGGCGUGUGAUUGGAAUCCGAAUUUUGCCACACUGGUAACUGGGCCAGACCGGCAGCAAGUGCUCAUGGAAGGACGGCAGGAGCCUGAAUUAUCCCUGAGGUGUCAAACUUUUAACAGGCACUUUUCACAGGCGAUGCAUGCUCUGCUCACUUCCUGUACUCGGAAGGAGGUUGUGGGCUACUUCUCGCAUUUCGAACCACAAACACAGGAGUACCUUUACAAGGUCUACGCUCUCGUGGGAGCACAAAUUCGUGAAAACGUCAUCGCUGAAUUUGACUCCAUCUGCAAGGAGCACCAGGUUUACGAGGUUCUGGAUCAUGUAUCCGACAGAGCUCUCAUCAGUGCCGAUGGUGCCGGUGAUCACAUUCACCCAGAGAAGGUCGUGAAAGAAGUAGCGGUGAGGAGAAAGUUGCAAGAAAUGGAGGAAGUAAAGAGGAGAUUAGGAUUGGCACAGAAGGAAAACGACUCACUGGAGGCCCAACUGAAAGUUCUUCACUUGGAAAUAGACAAUUCACAAGACCAAGGCUCUGAUAAUGCCCUCUAUAAGAAGAUUCAAAAAGCUAAUAUCGAACUUUUCAAACUUUUGGAUUAAGUGCCAUAAAUUUAUUGAAUCCUAAUGAAUCACCUAUAGGUACUUUCAAACGUAAGUACAUUUACCCAUCGUUAGCAUUGUCAACGUCAGAAAGUUCUUAUGCCCAUUUCAACCCCCUCUCAUUGAUGCGAGUACGCAGCAGGCCAGUGUAUAACAUCUGCUUUUGUAAUGAAGCUCUCGACAUUAUUAUGGAAAUAGAUGUCGGAGCAAAACCGUGUUUGCAGCCUCUUGAGUCUAGCUCUAUGUCUUCUGAAAGAUCUAGUAACAUCAUUUCCGUGGCCCAAACAAACUGCCUUCACUGAUCCCCAAUUUAUUAUCGACGGGCCGUGGAUUGGUCAUACCUCUUCAUCAGCUGACACUCCCAAUUUCUUAAAGACCUCCUGAUAUUCUUGCUGGGAAACUUUUUUGCUGGUCUUUGGACUCCGCUGUUAAACCUACGGACCAACGAGGCACAUACAUUGACUUCGGAGUGAGUUAAAGAAUGGAGCAGACCUUUGCUCCAUACAGAACCUCUCUCUUGGUCACCCUAAGGUCUUUUAGUAAUCGCAGACAGUUUGUGUUCAGAUUAUUUCAGACCAUCACAUACUCGUUACUUCAAGCCAAUUGCCUUGCCUCGAAGGAGCAGUUACGGCUGUGUCAACAUGUAGCGUUGUGCCAUUCUAUAUCAUCUUUGCCUUCGGUGUGCCAUUCAAUUUAAGUGUGCUCCAUCCUCGGGAUAUCUAGUAAAAUCUUAGGGAGUGGAAUACAGCGUACUCUGUCGCCAAUAAAGGAAACACUUUUUCUGUGACCACUGGACCGGUUUGUAGUCCCAGUCUUGCCUGUUAGCAGACAGUUUUUGCAACGUCAGCUUAAGGUGAAAGAUGACCCUUCACAGUAUCUCAUUCUGAGGUAACGACAGACUUGGGUAAGAUACUAAUUAUCCCGACUACCUCCGUUGCCCUCUUUACUCUCCAGAGAAACUGUGUAGCCCAAGGUAUGCCUACUUCUCACGAUUUCUAAGACCCAAGGCUGCUUCCAGCUCUGCAAUCCUGGCCAUUUUAUAUAUGGUUUCUCCCAGUUCUAGAUGCUGCGCAUAUGCCCUAUCUGCUCUUAUUGGACACAGAAAAGUGCAACCUACGUGGAUGCGGUUGGCAUAUAGGGUUGGGGUGAAAGGUCCCUCUGCUCCAGGUUUUUCUGAAAUAUGACUGAGUUGUGACAGUAUUGGAGCCACUCAACAUCACACCGUCCUGACUACCAAAAGCUCUCAUUUGGUAUUGACAAAAGCUCCAACAAGAUCCGAUCACCAUUGCUUUGAAGUGGGGUGGGCGUUUGCUGGCACUAGAGGACACUCUGUAGGGUGGCGACGAGAAAGCAACUAAUAGUUCACUAUGAAAGCUCUCGUCAUCAAAAUAGGUCGAGUAUCUAGGGUCUCACCUUUCCCCAUGUUUUAUUAUCGAAUGCCCUAGCCCCUGCCUUUUAAGAAAAUCUCUCCCCGCAGUAUUCAGCUGUCGCUCAUGCCCACUAUCACCCUCUCAAAUAUCUUCUAACAUGACAGAACAGAACAAGAAGCGGACGAACUGCAGAGUCCCUUGGGAAUGAAUGGGGGACAUUGACCUUCCUUGACCGCGUAGGAAAACUUCACAUAACUUACACACUAAGUUUUCUUAUCGAACUCCCUCCGUCUUCUAGAAGUGCAUCGGAAACUUGAACUGAAGCAUGACACGAAGACAGGUGAAAUUGGCGCUAUGACCACUGCCCACCACGAGAUGAGUUCUAUUGUCCGGUUCGAGCAAAAGUUGACGCUAAUUACUGAUUUAACUCGCAGUUAGUAACUUUUGCUUCUACCAUGUUACUUGU